GGGGUAUAAAUAUAGGGUUCAUCGAGGCACGCUGACAGUAAGAGUAAAUACCAAACGGAAUCGCUUACAAAUUUUCAGGAUGGCGGGAUUGAAAAUAGCGUUACUCUUCGGCUGUUUGGCUCUGGCUGCGGGGCGUACUCUUAUUGUACAGAAAGCUUCACUGUCUUUGACAGAAGAUUCUGAAGAUGCAGACGAACUAAAUGAAAUUCUGCGGACCGUUUCUGGCUAUUCUGACGUCAUUUCCGGUGAAGAAUAUGACGACAUUGUUCAAGGCUGUAGCAAAGGGAGAUGCAAGUUUUGCAGGGAUUUACAUGGAAAUGACGUCUGCUUAGAAGCAACCUUAAAGAAGACUGGUGUCGUGAUAAAAGUUACUCUUGACAACGAACAGAUAGGGAAAACAGUCGUCACAGGUCCUAAUCCACCGAAAGUGUGCAGACGAUCCAUACCAGGUUUUCCGGCAAUUAAAGAUGUCUGCUUAGAAGUCAAGGACGUUAAUGUUCAGCAAUUAUCCGGUUGCGUCUAUGUCUCCUUUCAGGCUAGACGCACACAAUUCAACGUUAAAAUUGGGUGCUUCAAGAUACCAACCAGUGAUGGUGUGAACCAAAUAAGAGAAACUGAGUUGGGGCAGGUUGAAGAACAUGGUACCAGAGCUGAAAACGAGGAGACCGUUGUUAUGUUUGAGGGGAUCGACAGCUAAUAUGCAAAAAUCGAUUCUCCUCAUUCAAUAUUUCAACCACUUAUAUGCCGGAACAAAUUGUUGAAAUAUGUUAUUGACACUUGCAUGUUAAAAUUCUUGUUCUUUAUAUGAGUUAUAUUUAUUCCACACCUUCUUUUUUUAUCUCCUUCAAUUAGCGUAUGUGACCGUAUUAUAUAUUCCCAUGUUAGUUACGAAAUAACAGUAUCACUUUAUUGAAUGGUAAGAGUCCAAAGAAUCCCAUAAAAGCCGCUUAACAAUAGUGUACACAUAUUGAGCCAUUUUACACAUAUUGUACACAUAUUGAGCCAUUUUACACAUAUUGUACACAUACUGCGUCAUCUUACAAAUAGUGUAUCCAUAUUGUACACAUGUGGCAUUUUAAACGUAUUGUACAUAUUUUGUGAAAUUUUACGCAUAGUGUGCAGAAUCCUGUUAGUCAGGCUCAUAUUAGACAUUAGUAAAGGAUGGACAGUUGAGUUAAAAGUUUCUAAAUGUUUACUGUGAUAUAAUUCGUGUUACUCUGUCAGGAUUUCUAACAAUUUUUUCCGAAUAAACUUGUUGUGGUGCGACUGUUUUAGGGUACAUGGCGUUCCCUUGUGUGUUCGUCCUUGUUCGGCUUUCCCCAACGGACGCUCCCCCCCCCCCCCCCACCACCGACCCCAUUUCGCCCGUUGCCGUUUCCGUCCCCUCCAUCAAUAUUUAACAUAAUUUAAUAUGUAUCUGUUGGAUGUUUGAAGCAACCCGUCUGAAAUAUUUUUCCGUUACAGCUUCUUUUUGUUGUGGGCCUGCUAUGUAAAUGCGUGGCUCUGGGUCUGUGUUUUUGGUGUUCUGUGCUUCCGGGAAAUCUACCAUUACCUAUUAUCUUUUGUUUAAAAACUAAGAUCGGAUAAUGCCACGCUCGCAGUUAACGUUGACGACUUUAUUACUUUUACUUAGUGUGUGUAAUAAAAAAAAGCAAUAAAAAUAGAAUAAAAAUUG
Mercenaria mercenaria is the source of this 1675-nucleotide messenger RNA. RefSeq lists its product as uncharacterized. The coding region runs from base 80 to 697 and encodes 205 amino acids. The transcript has 5 exons. Lineage: Eukaryota; Metazoa; Mollusca; Bivalvia; Venerida; Veneridae. The record is from RefSeq and is a predicted model, not a curated record.